Helianthus annuus (common sunflower) is the source of this 962-nucleotide messenger RNA. Its product is annotated as oil body-associated protein 2A. The transcript is spliced from 4 exons. NCBI's taxonomy places the organism in Eukaryota, Viridiplantae, Streptophyta, Magnoliopsida, Asterales, Asteraceae. The coding region runs from base 55 to 801 and encodes 248 amino acids. The record is from RefSeq and is a predicted model, not a curated record.
AUCAACUCCAAAAUUAUCAAAACAAACGAAGAACAAAAAACAAAGUUAGCUUCAAUGGCUUCCAGUGAUAAAGCUCCAGAUUCGAUGCCGGUGGGAGACGGAUCAGUCCCACCGGGAAAACCCUUGACGAUGGGGCAUCAAGUUAUUGACAAAAGUGCUCAGAUGCUACAAACGUUAAAACCAAUCAAACAAAUGAGCCAACAUGUUUGCACUUUUGCCGUUUAUGGACAUGACAUGAGUCGCCAGAUCGAAGCUCAUCAUUAUAUUACCCGAGUCAAUCAAGAUUUCCUUCAAUCUGCUGUUUAUGACUCCAAUGACUCAUCCGCUCAUCUUAUAGGUGUGGAAUACAUUGUGUCUGAUAGGAUCUUUGAUACCUUGUCACAUGAAGAACAGAAGCUGUGGCAUUCGCAUGAUCAUGAGGUGACAUCCGGAAUGUGGGUGAAUCCAGGUGUUCCUGAGAUGAUUCAAAAAUCCGAGCUUGAAAACAUUGCGCAUACUUAUGGAAAGUUUUGGUGCACUUGGCAAGUGGAUAGAGGUGACAGGCUUCCCCUUGGCGCGCCCGCUCUAAUGAUGUCACCACAAGUAGUAAACAUGGGGGUUAUAAAGCCAGAGUUGGUGCGCGUGAGGGAUAACAAGUUUAAGAUAUCAACUGAGGAGCUUAGGAAACAAAGGGCCAAUUUUGCAGUGUCUAAGCCUGGGAAUGCACGUGCGGCGGAUUACUGGAUGCACACUGGAAAGGGUUUUGCAAUCGACAUAGAACAUGUGGAAAUGAAAAUGUUGGAAGGGCCAAAGUAUCCAUGAUUUUUUAUUUGAAGUACUUAGGUGAUAUUUUGCCAUGGGUUACUUUGUGUCUUCUCUUUUUCUACGUUGUUAAAAUGGAUUGCAUAACACAAAAUAUUAAUUUGGUUCAAGUCUAAUAGUGUAGGGGCUAAGUUGUCAACUCUCUAUUAUUUUCUUUAGAC